GGAGGUGGGACUUGGAAGCUUUCCACAGAGCCUCAGCCUUUCUCUAUCGCAGAGAGUUCGGCACUUGCAGCCCUCCAAGUACUUUCAGGUCAAGCUGAGAAGGAGAGGGGGUAAUGGCUGCUUUCAAAUGCUUUAAAGACAUAAUUGCUCAAUUAUCACUGCACUGAAGGAAGGGGAGCAAGCACUGCUGCUGGUUUGCAAAUUGGUUUCUUUCCCUGUGCUGGAUGGUGCCUUUCUAAAGGAGAUUUCAUCAUGAUCGAUAGCUCCAAGAAGCAGCAGCAGCAGGGUUUCCCAGAGAUUUUACCCGUGGGAGAUAUCGAACCCUUGAAAGAGAAGGAAUGCCUUGAUGCAAACAGCCCGAAAAGUCUAAAGGAAGUACUUCAACUGAGGCUACAACAACGGCGGACACGAGAACAGCUGGUGGACCAGGGAAUCAUGCCACCUUUGAAGAGCCCGGCUGCAUUCCACGAGCAGAUAAAGAGUUUGGAAAGAGCCAGGACUGAAAAUUUUCUGAAGCACAAGAUACGCAGUAGACCAGAUCGAUCCGAGUUAGUCAGAAUGCACAUUCUGGAAGAGACGUUGGCAGAGCCUUCUCUACAGGCGACUCAGAUGAAACUGAAGCGGGCCCGGCUGGCGGAUGACCUGAACGAGAAGAUAGCUCAGAGGCCUGGCCCGAUGGAACUUGUGGAAAAAAACAUCCUUCCUGUUGACUCCAGCGUUAAAGAAGCCAUUAUAGCAGUUGGUCAGGAGAACUAUCCUCAGGCCUUGGAGGACUUCUCAUUCGACGAGGACAGCAGCGAUGCCUUGUCUCCCGAUCAGCCCGCCAGUCAAGAGUCCCAGGGCUCAGCCGCAUCCCCCGGGGAGCCCAAAGUGAGGGAAGCGCUGUCCCCAGUCACACCAGCCUCCUCUACUAACCAGUAUCUUCUGUUAGCAUCAUCGGUAUCUGAAUUUCUGCAGCCAUCUGCCACAGAUCUACACACUACACAGCCUGCAACUGCUGCUCCUCUUGCCACAAAUGCUGUAUCUACAGUGAAACACUGCAGUGGACCGACUCUGGUAAAGCAACCUCACCCCAAGAACCCAAGCGACAAGCCUCGGAGCAAGAAAUGCAAAGACCCCAAGCCCCGAGUGAAGAAGCUCAAGUACCACCAGUACAUCCCCCCAGACCAGAAAGGUGAGAAGACCGAGCCGCAGAUGGACUCCAAUUACGCCCGCCUGCUCCAGCAGCAGCAGCUUUUCUUGCAACUGCAGAUCCUGAGCCAACAGCAACAACACUACAACUACCAGACGAUUCUUCCCGCCCCGCUCAAGCCAGUGAGCGACAACCAGAGCACCAGUGGGAACGGACAACUGACUACUUUGAACAGUAGUACAUUGUCAACAGCGGCCAGCACUCCAAGACAGAACAAUGCUAUCUCCAAUAGAAAGCCAGGACCGCUGCCUCCUAGCCUGGAUGACUUAAAGGUGGCCGAACUGAAAAUGGAACUAAAGCUAAGGGGAUUGCCCGUGUCUGGAGCAAAAAUGGAUCUUAUUGAGCGUCUGAAGCCCUAUCAGGAUCUUAACAAUAAUUCUGUCGGCACAAGCAGCGCACCAGCCGCAACGACCUCCGCUAACAAUGCAAGCAAUCCCGGGGAAGUAGCUGCCGUAUUCCCUGCUGCUACAUUAAACAAGCCAGCGGCUACUUCCGUUCACUGCUUUCCUUCGGAAACCACACCUGCCGGAACUGGCAGCAAGCCGACGUACAUGGAGUGCCUCAGCUCCUCUCUGCCCAUUUCCCCGUCUCCUUCAGAGCAGUCGAACCUCAGCACCGACGACACUAACAUGGCGGACACUUUGACUGAGAUCAUGACCCUGAUGUCACCGCCGCAGCUUCCGGGCACGUCACCCACUAGAGCAUCUGCCAACGAAAACGGCAUCACCAACGGGAGCGCACCAAGCACGGAACUGGCAGCAGCCGAAAAGGACCGCAGGCUGAAAGAAAAAGAGAAGCAGAUCGAAGAGCUCAAGAAGAAACUGGAACAAGAGCAGAAGCUGGUGGAGGUGCUGAAAAUGCAGCUCGAAGUGGAGAAAAGGGGUCACCAGCAGCCCUCCCAGAUCCCCGCGAGUUCAGCCCCCAUUUUGAAUCGGAAGCACGCUGGCCCCGCAGUCAAAGAGGAACGGGCUUUAGCAGAUUGCUCUGAUGGGAGACAAUCCCUGCCCGAGGCCGGCCAAUCUUUGGGACAGCCCGCUUCAGCAGGAGUCCAGAAUCUCAUUGCCAAAAAGGCUCUUGUGAUCAAGCAGGAAGCUCCUCUGGCCAAAGUGGAGCCCCAGAACAUCAUAUCUCAGUUUUACGUAAGCUCGCACAGGCAGCCCCAGGCAGCCGUUGUGGCCCAGCCGCAGGCUGUCCUCACCGCACAAGGAACAGCCCAGCUGCUCUUGCCAGUCUCUCUCCAGGGUCCAAAUCCCACCACCUCAGUGCAGCUCCCCGUGGGCAGUGUCCAAGUACAGGCUCAACCACAGCCAGGAAUGCCAAGCAUGGCACAGAUAUCAACUUCUUCGAGCUUGGUCCAGAAGGUGCCACAGAUGCACGCUUCGUCCCCUAAACCAAACAGUCCCCAACAGCAUGUGCUUGGUCAGACACCGCAGAAUAGAAAGGUAUUUCCCUCUACCUCACCAAAUGCAGUGUUUUCCUAUCAAAAUCAGUCUGUGACAACUGUACAGCCAUUGUUUAGUCAGGCAUCAAGCACAACCGUUCACUCAGGAAACCAAGUUCCCUUGGUACAAAAUGGACCCAGUGGCCCUCAGAAGCCUGCCUCCCCACCUCUGUCCCAGCAGUACAGCAUACCGCAGCCUCUCUUCAGCCACUCAGUCACCAAGGUGAAAGACCCCCCACGCUAUGAAGAAGCCAUAAAACAGACACGCGGCAUGCAGACUUCUCAGCGAGAGAUGUCCAGUGCUCAUAGCCAGCAGAUGGAUGACCUCUUUGACAUUCUCAUUCAGAGUGGAGAGAUUUCCCUGCCUACCAAGGAAGAACCUUCUCUGAUUUCCAAAAUGAGACCAGUCACCGCCAACAUCACCACGAUGCCGGUGAACACCGUGGUGUCUCGCCCGCCACCGCAGGUCCAGAUGGCCCCUCCCCUCUCCUUAGAUUCCACAAGCAAUUUCUCUAUUUGCCUGGAGAACCAGCUGGAGGCGCUCUUGGAAGGGACUUUGCCCGCAGGGAAUGACAUGCCUCCCAUGGGAAGCGGCAACGAGGACAGAGAACCUUUCUCUCUCAUCGAGGACCUCCAAAACGACCUCCUCAAUCAUUCGGGCAUUAUAGACCAUUCGCAGUCGCCGAUGGAGACCUCCGAUUCGCAGUUCACUUCUACCGGUUCCUGUUUAUCUCUCGAUCUUCCAGACACAAAUUUAGACAACAUGGAGUGGCUAGAUAUCACCAUGCCAAACAGCUCGUCGGGGUUGACGCCUCUCAGCGCGACGGCUCCAAGUAUGUUCUCGACAGACUUCCUCGACCCCCAGGACCUGCAGUUGCACUGGGACUAACCACCGCAAAGGCCAAGCACAGGGGACCAUGGUUUUAAAAGUUCUCUUCACAGUACAGGUCCAUGGUUUCAUUAUCUUUACGUUCGGGAUCAUCUUUUAAAUGAUCUUUAGGGAUGAUUUUUUUUUUCCAACAUAAAAAGUGCUUCUAGAUAGUGAGGACAAAAAGAAAAAAAAAGAUUUGAGAAUGUUCCACUAAGAGAAAAAGCAUAAGAAGAAAGGUUUUGCAACCGCUGGAUGUUUUUAUCACUGGCAAGCAGUUGAGAGAGAUCGGAUCUCGGUGUGUUGUAGCAAGGACAGCAACGUCUGUUUGAGUAUAAAGCUUGAUGACACUGCACCCGACUGUUCCUGUGGACAGCCUGAGCCGCGCUUAAGAUGUAUUUUUGAAAGGGUCGGCUGGCAGAUUUUUAGGCACAGUCAAAACUGACUUAUGUUUUAGAUGUAGCUUCCUGAGUUUUUAAAGACAAGUCCACACACACACAAACCUGCAUGUACAUCCCGUAAGCCGUCAAUUUAAAAUCUCAAUUCAAUACUUUAAUAUGCAUCCAGGGGAAAUCUAGGAAGUGCCGUUGCAGACAUCACAAAUGCACAAUGGGCUGUGUGUUUUGGAAACAGGAAGUAUUUUUGCAAAUGCCUGCAGUUCACCUCUGACCGACAAGGUAUUUUCAGACCAUUAUUUGUAUAUUUACAACCAGUUGUUCUUCUAGACAGGGCUACCUCCUAAGAUCUAGACAAAUAGCUUAUAUAAUUUUAUCUGAACAUUACUUUUUUGGGGGAGGGGGAGUCUGCAACACCUUUUUUCCUCUCACACCUCUGAAUUUCCCACUUUUUAAAAAUUUCAAGUGAUCAGUAUAAAUGACAAGUGCUCCUUCUCCCUGAUGUAAUGGCUUACAUUAAAACAAGUGCU
This is a messenger RNA of Heteronotia binoei (common prickly gecko), 4426 nucleotides long. RefSeq names its product myocardin related transcription factor B (gene MRTFB). The coding region runs from base 253 to 3522 and encodes 1089 amino acids. The transcript is spliced from 15 exons. The record is from RefSeq and is a predicted model, not a curated record. Gene Ontology annotation, biological process: smooth muscle cell differentiation. Lineage: Eukaryota; Metazoa; Chordata; Lepidosauria; Squamata; Gekkonidae.